This is a messenger RNA of Cynara cardunculus var. scolymus (artichoke), 2195 nucleotides long. Its product is annotated as shionone synthase-like. The coding region runs from base 1 to 2184 and encodes 727 amino acids. Gene Ontology annotation, molecular function: beta-amyrin synthase activity. The transcript is spliced from 16 exons. Gene Ontology annotation, cellular component: lipid droplet. The record is from RefSeq and is a predicted model, not a curated record. Gene Ontology annotation, biological process: triterpenoid biosynthetic process. Lineage: Eukaryota; Viridiplantae; Streptophyta; Magnoliopsida; Asterales; Asteraceae.
AUGUGGAGGUUGAAGAUAGCAAAUGGGGUUAAUAACCCAUAUCUUUACAGCACAAACAAUUUCGUUGGAAGGCAAACAUGGGAGUUUGAUCCUAACUAUGGAACUCCAGAAGAGCGUAAUGAAAUUGAAAAAGCACGUCUUCAUUUCUGGGAUCAUCGACAUGAAGUUAAGCCCAGUAGUGAUGUCCUUUGGCGCAUGCAGGUUAAUCCCUCUUUCCUUCCUCAAUUUUAUUGGAUCUGCAAAUUAAACCAACUUUUACUGAAACAUGAAUAUGUAAUAUGUGUGUGUGUGCAUAUGCAGUUUUUAAGAGAGAAGCAGUUUAAACAAACUAUAGCUCAAGUGAAGAUAGAAGAUGGUGAAGACAUUAAUUAUGAAAAAGUUACCACCACAUUGAGGAGGUCUGUUCACUUAUUUGCAGCCUUGCAGGCUGAGGAUGGCCAUUGGCCAGCUGAAAACGCCGGUCCAAUGUACUUCAUCCAGCCAUUGGUUAUAUGCUUGUAUAUCACAAGGCAUCUUAACAGCGUGUUCCCACAAGAACAUAAAAAAGAAAUUCUUAGAUACUUAUAUUGUCAUCAGAAUGAAGAUGGUGGGUGGGGAUUUCACAUUGAAGGCCAUAGCACUAUGUUUGGCACCACUCUCAGUUACAUUUGUAUGCGUCUUCUAGGAGAAGGACCURAUGGUGGUUUGAAUGGUGCAUGCACCAAAGCUCGAAAAUGGAUUCUAGAUCAUGGCAGUGCGACAACCAUUCCCUCUUGGGGAAAAACAUGGCUUUCGAUACUUGGUGUUUGUGAGUGGGCAGGAAACAACCCAAUGCCCCCAGAGUUUUGGAUCCUCCCUUCCUUCCUUCCCACGCAUCCAGCAAAAAUGUGGUKUUACUGUAGGCUCGUAUACAUGCCUAUGUUGUAUCUAUACGGAAGAAGAUUUGUGGGGCCAAUCUCUCCUCUUGUUUUACAGCUUCGGAAUGAACUUUAUGCACAACCCUACGAUAAAAUUAACUGGAAGAGUAUGAGACAUUUGUGUGCAAAGGAGGACCUGUACUAUCCCCAKCAUUUACUACAACAUUUAAUGUGGGAUAGCCUCUACAUAUUCACCGAGCCUCUCCUAACUCACUGGCCAUUUAACAAACUGCGCGAAAAAGCACUCGAAACAACCAUGAAGCAUAUCCAUUAUGAAGAUGAGAAUAGCCGAUAUAUCACCAUUGGUUCAGUGGAGAAGGCACUGUGUAUGCUUGCAUGUUGGGUUGAGGAUCCAAAUGGGGUCUGCUUUAAAAAGCACCUUGCCCGAAUCCCAGAUUAUAUCUGGCUUGCUGAAGAUGGAAUGAAAAUGCAGACUUUUGGCAGUCAGGCAUGGGAUGCAAGUUUCGCCAUCCAAGCUCUAUUGGCUAGUGAUCUUAUUAACGAGAUUGGCCCUACCCUGAAGAAAGGACAUGACUUUAUUAAAGAUUCACAGGUAAAGGAUAAUCCUUCUGGUGACUUUAAAAGCAUGCAUCGCCAUAUUUCUAAAGGGUCAUGGACCUUUUCAGAUCAAGACCAUGGAUGGCAAGUUUCUGAUUCUACUGCUGAAGGAUUGAUGUGUUGCCUUCUAUUGUCAAUGAUGCCGCCAGAAUUUGUUGGUAAGAAGAUGGAGCCUGAGCAACUUAACAAUGCUGUUAACGUAAUACUUUCCAUGCCGAGCAUAAAUGGUGGGCUACCAGCAUGGGAACCAGCAAGAUCAUCAAAAUGGUUGGAGAUUCUCAAUCCUACAGAGUUCUUCGCUGACAUUGUCAUUGAGCAUGAGUACAUUGAAUGCACAUCAUCAGUAAUACAAGCCUUGGCAUUGUUUAAGAAUUCAUACCCUGAACAUAGGAGUAAAGAAAUAGAUAGUCUCCUUACCAAAGCAGGUGAAUACAUUGAGAAAAUGCAGAUGUCAGAUGGUUCGUGGUAUGGAAACUGGGGUAUCUGUUUUACAUACGCUACCUGGUUUGCUCUUGGAGGACUGGCAGCAAUCGGUAAGACAUACGAAAAUUGUCAGGCAGUGGGUAAAGCUGUCAAUUUUCUGCUGAAAACACAGCUGAAGGAUGGUGGUUGGGGAGAAAGCUACCGAUCCUGCAUAGAAAAGAAAUAUGUGCCUCUAGAAGGAGGACAAUCCAACUUGGUACAAACUGCAUGGGCUAUGAUGGGGUUGAUACAUACCCAACAGGCGUAAAGAGAUCCUAC